CCGCUAUAAACAACGCCCCGCCGUCGGCCCGUCGUUGCUCACCCACCCCUUCGCUUCCUCCUCUCUCUCUCUCUCUCGCGCGCGCGCUCAGAUCUGCGGCUGCUCGACCCCCCUUCGUCCCAUGAUCUCUGCGCCUCUGCGUGUGCCGGCGCCCAACGCCGCCGCCGUGCCUUUCUGCUCGGCCUCGCUCUCCUCCUCCGCGCCCAGGCACAGGCAAAAGCCCAAGCCCAGCACGAUCCGGUGCGCCGCGGCAGCGGCGGCCCCGCCGGCGCCCACGCUCUACGACGUCCUGGGGCUGCGCGCCGGCGCCACGGUGCGGGAGAUCAAGGCGGCCUACCGCCGCCUCGCGCGGGAGAGGCAUCCCGACGUGGCCGGCGCCGCGCCGGGGGCCGCCGCCGAAUUCGUCCGCCUCCACGACGCCUACGCCACGCUCUCCGACCCGGACAGCCGCGCGCGCUACGACCGCGUCGCCGUCGCCGUCGCGCAGCGCCCUUGCGCUUACACGCGAUGGGCGGCCGCCACGGGCUCCGGCCGCCGGCCGCGCCGCACCUGGGAGACGGACCAGUGCUGGUAGUGUAGGGGGAGACCACGGCAACCGUGCUUGUGGAUAUUAGCUUAGCUUAUACCUCUUUGCCGCCAUGGCGGCUCACCUUUGAUUUUUAGUAUCGGUGGCCAUCCAUGCUCCUUGCACUUUGUGUAAUCUUGAUGAGAAAGGAUUGCGAGCAAACAGAUUGACCUGUGUAAAUAGUUGAUUUCGAGGUUUGAAGGAACUAGCCCUGCCUCUGCUGUUCUGUUCAAUCGAAGCUCUUCUUCUCUUGUUGAUA
Setaria italica (foxtail millet) is the source of this 824-nucleotide messenger RNA. RefSeq names its product chaperone protein dnaJ 11, chloroplastic. Bases 122 to 574 code for a protein of 150 amino acids. Lineage: Eukaryota; Viridiplantae; Streptophyta; Magnoliopsida; Poales; Poaceae. The transcript has a single exon. The record is from RefSeq and is a predicted model, not a curated record.